Molecule: messenger RNA, 324 nt
Organism: Aspergillus pseudonomiae
Lineage: Eukaryota; Fungi; Ascomycota; Eurotiomycetes; Eurotiales; Aspergillaceae
Product: vacuolar ATPase assembly integral membrane protein VMA21
Exons: 3
Coding region: 1-324 (107 amino acids)
Biological process (GO): vacuolar proton-transporting V-type ATPase complex assembly
Cellular component (GO): endoplasmic reticulum membrane
Source: RefSeq, a predicted model, not a curated record
AUGGCCAGCCGUCGUCCUCAGGGUAAAUCAUACGCAGAAGCGGUCGCUACUCCUGCACCGGAGAAAACAUCCGAUUCCGAUGUUACGCCUGCAGUUCCCACAAAUGUCAUCUUCAAACUGCUAGGGUUUUCCGCCGCGAUGGUCUCAUUGCCCAUUGGCAUGUACUUUGUCGCAGUGAAGUUUGGCGCGAGUCCAACUGUCGCCGGCAUUAUUGCGGCUGUUACGGCCAAUAUCGUCUUGUUUGCGUAUGUCUUUGUUGCAUGGCAGGAUGAUCGCCUGGAGAGAGAAGCCUUAACGAAGAAGAAAGAAAAGAAGGCGCAAUAA